AUGGAGCUCUUUGCCCGUGUCUUCCACGCGCGGAAGAACAAAUUCUACGAUCACUACCUCUUGGGUGCGCAAGAGGCAAAAAGUCUCCCGCAAAUGAUAGAAGAUAUGUUUCGGAACGAGGAUCGGAAACGGAUAGGAGAAUUUUUCGACGUACCUCUUCAACGCUCUUAUCGUGGUGCGGAACACGUAGAGCAGCACAGCUCUGAAACUCUCACAAGACUUUGA
Molecule: messenger RNA, 225 nt
Organism: Sclerotinia sclerotiorum 1980 UF-70
Lineage: Eukaryota; Fungi; Ascomycota; Leotiomycetes; Helotiales; Sclerotiniaceae
Exons: 1
Coding region: 1-225 (74 amino acids)
Source: RefSeq, a predicted model, not a curated record